UUUAAUAUGUACGUUGUUUAAAUUUAAUGAACUGAGAGUGCAAGUGUGUAUUAAAUACACAUCGAAAUCCCUUUAAAAACGAUAUAUGAAGGGUAGAUAGUUUAAAAAGUGUAAAAUGGAUAAUCCAUCCGAGGAAUCCCUUGAUUUGGACGACUUUUUAGGGGAUGUCGAUGUGGAUGCUGAGCGGCUUACGGCGAUGCUGCGCAAACAGGCGGCCAAACAGCUACGCCAACCAAGAAACCAGCGGGUCUUUGGUGACCUCGAUUUGGAUUUGGAUUUUGAUGUGCACUUCACCAAGCGCGAUAAAGCACAAGGUACUACAAAUACGGGCACCAAGUCUCCACUGAGAGAAUCAGGAAAUAACCAGAAUGCAAUAAAUGGGCUCAUUCCAGCUGCUGCAUCACCAGAAGCAGCGGCAACAGCGCCUGCUAGAGCCAUAGCUUCAGCAGAACCACAAUCACCCGUACACGAAAACUUACCACCACGCACCCUCAGUCUUUCACCCAGAAGUAGCUCACAAAAUAGUCGCUCCGCACGGAAUUCGGUGCGUCGCAGUGGCGGAGCAGCUGUCUCGGAUCAACUGCGUCGCGUGGCCAUACGCAGGCGAUCGCAAAGCCAUGGUCGACGACAAUUGUUGAAGGAAUUCGACGACCUCACACCUUCGCUAAGCACUUCCCCGAGUUCGGGAAGCUUUCAACCUGCAGUGAGCAGCACACCUUCUUCCCAACCGCAUCGCACGGAACCGGCUUCCCUACUGCCUGAGGCUGUACAGUUGCGUCAGCAACACGAGGAGAAUUUUCAACAAAAUUUCCCGACCCUGGAUCGCGUUGGAAGUGUCUGCCCUCUACCUCCAUCCGGAUCUCCGCGUUCAAUCACACCCACGUCGCACACCACUCCUAGCUCUAUGCAUCGUUCAGCGGCGUCAGAAAGCUCUAUACGUCGUACUUACACCAUAGAAAAGGGACCCAUGCCAGGCCAGUUGCUGCUAUCGCCAUCUGCAGCAACCAGCCAGGAAAUAUUACAUGAAAGUCGUCAGCCAGUAGUGCGUGUGCGUCGUACUGCGGAUUUGCUCUACCGGUCGGCGUCCCAUCAAACUAUUAGAGUUAAUACGCCCGACCGUCAAAUGGUGUUAGAAUCCCCGUGUAGAAGUGUACAUCUUGAGCCAGAGGUUGUUGUGCCCGAAACACAGGAGCCAGGAACUGAAAAUGCCCCUGUAAAUCAAACUGCACGUUUAAUACAAGACAUAUCUCGCUCUACAAAUGCGCCCAUGGUUGUCAUACCUAUAUCGUGUAAUGGACACGCACCGGUGGCGUCGGUGGAGUCAAUGAAGUCCGCUUCACCUAAAGUCAAAAACGCACAAUCUAUGGCGGUGCAAACUGCGGCAGUUAAUGAGUCUGUAGGUCCCUGUACUAACCGAAGCGUGCAAACCUCCAAUGACCAACCAAUGGAGAACCUUGACCAAAUUAUGACGGACGAUGACAGCGAUGAGGAUCGGACAUCCCGACAAUCGGAUGCGAUGGUUUCUGGCCAAACUGACAAAUCAGUACCUUUAAAUUUGGCGCCUUCCGGCGGUAAUACGACACGACAGCGACGACUUCGUAAACGCAAUUAUAGAGCUCCAGUGCUGGACUCCACAACACAGCUGCUUAAUUUACAUCAGAAUGGUAAGCGACGAACGCAAAAUCCCAAAACGCAAUUACCACUCAAUAAGCCACCGAAUGCACCAAUCAAUGGUGAACAAUUUGCUGAAGAGUUGGUACGCAUGAGCAACUAUGAGAUUCUUGAUUUGCGCAAACGCAACUCACUGGGCAAAGUGGUUAUGCCGCUAAAUGGGCAGAGAACGCACAUGGAGGAAGAACGGUGCCGGGAGAGACAGUUAGUGCUGGAGCAACAAAUACAAUGGGAGAUAUUGCGUCGCAAUUUGGAAGGAAAGGGCGAGGGCUUGCCCGCCAUCCCUUCGGAUCCCAUCGAGUUCACUGAAACAGAAUUGGAUGAGUAUCAAAGCCCUGAAGAGCUGCACCCAGUGAGGCAGACACAGAAUGAACAACAGGCAGCAGAUGAGGAACAAUCAGCAUUGCGACAGCAGAUAGUAACUGAGAAGCAGACCACUGAAAUGGCACCCCCUGCCGAUUUUCGUGACAAAAGCAGAGUGAAUGCGGAGAAGUCUGUACGCCAAACACGAAGCUCAGAGUUGAGCAAAACAAAACGACGAUCACGCUCACGACGUGGAAACGCUCCUAUGACUAAGGAGUUGGAACACUAUUUGUCAUUGUCACAGACAAUUAAUGAUCGUCGAAAAGCGAAAUCGAACUCAAAACGACUUCUUUAUAACAAAGGCGACUCCGAAACAGAGGACAGGGAUGGAUCGUCGCCUGAGAAACAGAUGCGUGUAACAGAUUUAGAAAUUGCUCCAGAGCCACCAGCACAACGUAGUUUUAGUGGCAGCUUGGACCAUAUACAUAUUGUGCCGCCACCUCCAUCACCGCCAUUGAUGCGACGUCAAUCGCAAUCAAUGCGUGAGUUGCGGCGUUCGGCGAGAGUUACAGAGCUGGAUGUGGUGGUCCAUGACCUGAAUGAGGAAGACGAUGUUCUAGCUUCGCCGCCAUCUCAAUUUGCCACACGUUCGAGUCGCACACGAAAUAAUAGUAAACUGGUCGUGGAUACCUCAAAAUCACAGCGACGUUCAAAACGUCGUGUGGAGGCUGAGCCUGAAAUUUCCGAAGAUGAGUUGCCCAACACUCCACCACGUGAGUUUGCCCCAAGUCCAAUUUACGAGAUGCGUGACGACGAAGUGAUAGUAGAGGUAGUGGCUACACCACCGGCAAGAUUCCAAACGCAACGAAGGGAAAGCAUGAAGGAUAUGGAAGCAUUGCGAAUGGAAACCCCCACACCCCCUGCUGCUCCGGGGGCACAACCCAUCGAAUCGAGGAGGUCGAAUAAUGAGCAGCCGAGCACAAGUAAAGCAGCGCGUCAAGUUUUAGAACAAUCCCGAAUAGCCUCAGUGGUUCCUGCUCCUACUCUUCCUUCUCCAGAUGAUGCUAUUUUUAAGAAACCGCUGGCUCCAGCACCACGGCGUAAACAAAUAAAUAAAUCUCAGCUGGAAAGACAAAUGGAUAAGCUGCGCAUGUCGCAUUUGGUCAAUGCGACGCUUAAAGAUUCCGAAACCAGUGGCAAAGAGGAUUCAUCAGCAGUUCGUCGAUCGAAGCGUGGUCAUGUGCCUCUGAAGAAUACUUGGAUACACACGGUCGUAAAUCCGCUGAAGCUGGGCUUUUUAGGUAAUCAGAGUAUCGUUGUUAAUAAGGCCAAGACGAAGAAGCCGCGAAAGGAAGUACAACAACGAACAGAAGACGGCAGCUUAUUUUUCAGACUGCCAUUGUCCAGCAGCACGCCAAUCAAUGUACCCGUCAGCACAAACACUCAUCCAACGAGCGAUGCAAGUACUGCGAAACAAAUGGCUGCAGCGCACCAGACUGCAGACAGCGAGGCGAUCUCCGCCUUUAGUGGACUAGGCGAUACGAAUACUUACACAUCAGGCAUUGAACCAUUGCCAGAAACUGCCGACGAACAGCAACAGGAGGAGCGACAGCAAGAACAGGAGACGCCAGUGUCAAAAUCAUCAGAAAAGAAGAUAAACACAAAGCAAACGGCUGUAGUUGCUCCCAAAAAACGAAGUAGAAAGAAGAAUGUACAAGAGCUGCCUAAGCAGCCAGCGAUAGAGCAGGUGGAAGAACAAAAGAAAGUUCCAAAGAAAGCUGGACGCAAAAAGAAAACCCAAGUCGAUCCGGAGAAUCAAGCGGUGGAAGAGGAACAAGAGCGGCAACAAAUGAAUACGGAUGAGCUUGUGCCAUCACCGCCGCUCUCACCGACUACUUCCGAAAUGGUAUCUUCAGCGGCAGCAGAAGGAGCAGUAGCUGCUAGUCCGGCAUUCACUGAAGAUGAUGAGCAACAAGCCGCUUCAGCUCGCCUCAUGGCUUGGCUCCGAGGCGCCUCUGAAACGCAGCCUGGUGAUACCGCAAAUUGGACUGCAACGGAUUUCAAGACCAUGCAUCUAUCAUCUGUGGGUAGCUUGGUCUUCACUUCACUCGAAGGUGUUGACUUUGCUUUCUACGACACGGAACAGAAGGCUUGUUUGGGUUACAUGCGCCUAAAACCUCUGCAAGAACGAAGUGCUAAGCGUGCUAAGAGUUAUACUUUGCAUUUCGUUCUGCUUCAUGGGCAGGUAGCUGUAGAUAGCACGGCUGCUGGUGUCGAGGAAACUGAAAACAGUGUUUUGGGUCCCGGCGACAUGGUUGAGAUUAACAAAGGCACGCGCUAUAGUAUUCGGAACUUGGUAAAUACAGUCAGUUUGCUGAUGGUGUUCCGUCGGUGAGCCUUAAUCUCUAUCAGUUAUAGACGUCGCUAUAACUAUGUACAGCAGAUGAGGCGCACGAUCGCACGUUUACAUUUACAAAAUAGAAAUUACCUUAUUUUGUUAUAGUUAUCGAUAAUUUACAUAAAAACCAAUUGUAUUUUAUAUUUUCAUAUGUAUUGUAUUGCUCAAAUUUUCCGUUAAAAGUCAAGAAAUAACAUUUGUAUUCUAAGUUUUAUUAAUAAAUUGCAUUUGGUUGUAUAUACACAUA
Molecule: messenger RNA, 4619 nt
Organism: Scaptodrosophila lebanonensis
Lineage: Eukaryota; Metazoa; Arthropoda; Insecta; Diptera; Drosophilidae
Exons: 9
Coding region: 116-4369 (1417 amino acids)
Source: RefSeq, a predicted model, not a curated record